Messenger RNA from Nymphaea colorata (pocket water lily), 1864 nucleotides. RefSeq names its product protein BREVIS RADIX-like. The record is from RefSeq and is a predicted model, not a curated record. The transcript has 6 exons. Lineage: Eukaryota; Viridiplantae; Streptophyta; Magnoliopsida; Nymphaeales; Nymphaeaceae. The coding region runs from base 591 to 1688 and encodes 365 amino acids.
CCGCUUGCUUCCCUUCCCUUCCCUUGAAGGCGAUUGCCAAAAAAGCGAAGACUCCUCAUCUCCGCCACUUCCACUUCCUCUUCCUCUUCGAUCCAAUAAAAGCCCCUCCCAGCAGGCAGCCAACCAGAAGCAAAAACAUAGACAUUUUUUCUCAAAGAUAGGAGGCCCAGAGAUUGAGAGAGAGAGAGAGAGAGAGAGAGAGACUGAACUCUAUCCAAUCUGGAAGGAGGCAGGGGACCGCCAUUGUGAGAAGGAAGGUAAUCCGGAGAGAAGCUGCAGGGAGAGCCAAGAGGAAGAGGGGAGCUGCAUUUUGAGGCCUCUAUCCUCUGUUACUGAAAAGGUGUCUGCCCAAGAAAGCCAGGUCUAUGUUCCUUGCAGUCACUCAAACGAGGCGCUUGUAAUCUCCACGGCAAGAAGAGGGAGGAGGGGGGGAGAGCAGGAGCAGAGGAGGCGAGCAACACCACGAUUUCUGUUCUCUUGAGCAGCAUCACUACCAAAGAAACCUUGUGAGGAGGAAGGUGGUGGGAAGAAGACUGCAAAAGCAAAUAAGAAAGGCAGAGAGAGAGAGAGAGAGAGAGAAAAGAAAGAAGAUGUUGACGUGCAUAGCGUGCUCAAAGCAUCUUGAAGUGGACGACGAUGAGCGCGCCACCCCUCGAGUUAAAAGCCUUACCGCCCAGAUCAAGGACAUGGCUCUGAGGUUUUCGAGCGCUUACAGGCAAUGUAAGCCCAGUACAAGCUCGGGCAGCAAUUCUCAUCGCAAAGGGAGCCACCCAUUUGCAGAUCUUGAUGCAGCCUCUGAGAGUUUGAAUUAUGGAUGCCAGAGGACCGUGAGCUGCAGUUCUACUCCAGCUUGGGACUUCCACACUUCCAGCAACAGGGACCUGGGAGUACUACAUGAUUCAUCUAGAACGCACAAUGUCGGUUCUUUGACGGGGGAGGCUGCUGUACUUGAUUCCAUGUCUUCGCGAUCGGGCGAGUUUAUACUUGUGCAGGAAGAUGAACCGAGAGAGUGGAUGGCUCAAGUAGAACCAGGGGUUCUCAUCACCUUUGUUUCACUUCCUCAAGGAGGGAAUGAUCUUAAGCGCAUCCGUUUCAGCCGAGAGAUGUUUAAUAAAAUACAAGCUCAACGAUGGUGGGGUGAGAACUACGACAGAAUUAUGGAACUCUACAAUGUACAGAGAUUCAGCCGGCAGGCUGUCAAUCUGCCCACUCCACCAAGAUCCGAGGAUGAGCAGAGAGAUUCAAUGUCAAGAAUGGGAUCAGCACAUGAUAGCCCUGCUACACAACAUCUGAACAGGGAAACGUAUCCUCGAAAUUUCUACCGACCACCAGGGAAACCAUACUACUCUGCCGAGCCAACGGAGGCAGCUCAUCAGUUUGAUGCUGGAUCCACAUCAAGUCCUCGCUUCCCAAAUUUGGGUGGGAAGAAGGAAACCCUUUCGGUGGAUGCAUCAAGAACCACUACCUCCUCCAGAGAUGAAGCCUCUGUAUCACUAAGCAAUGCAAGCGAUAUGGAGAAUGAGUGGGUUGAGCAAGACGAACCUGGGGUAUAUAUCACCAUAAGAGCAUUGCCGGAUGGAACAAGGGAGCUAAGAAGAGUUCGAUUCAGCCGUGAAAGAUUCGGGGAGGCACAUGCUAAGAUCUGGUGGGAAGAGAACAGGGAAAGAAUACAAUCUCAAUAUCUUUGACCAAUAGUUUCAUAUAGCUUCAUUUCAGGUAAAAUUCUUUGUAGGUUCCGUUUCUUCCUGGUCUUUCUCAUAUCUUGCCAUCCAAAAUUCCUCUCCGGCUCUGUAAUAUAAUGAACCAGCAAAUCACAGUUGUUAUUCCGAUUUUAGCUUUUCAAGAAUGAAAUGGCUGGUUUUAU